Molecule: messenger RNA, 942 nt
Organism: Trichosurus vulpecula (common brushtail)
Lineage: Eukaryota; Metazoa; Chordata; Mammalia; Diprotodontia; Phalangeridae
Product: olfactory receptor 51G2-like
Exons: 1
Coding region: 1-942 (313 amino acids)
Biological process (GO): G protein-coupled receptor signaling pathway
Cellular component (GO): membrane
Molecular function (GO): olfactory receptor activity; G protein-coupled receptor activity
Source: RefSeq, a predicted model, not a curated record
AUGUCUGUCUUCAAUAACUCUGCCCUUUAUCCUCAGUUCCUUUUAACAGGCUUCCAAGGAUUGGAGGCCAAGUAUAGUUUGAUCUCCCUCCCCUUCUGCCUGAUCUACAUCAUUUCCAUUGCAGGAAACAUUACCAUCCUCUUCAUCAUUCGGACAGAGCCCUCACUUCACCAGCCCAUGUACUACUUUCUGUCCAUGUUGGCCCUGACAGACCUGGGUCUGUCUACCGUGACCCUACCCACUAUGUUCAGUGUCUUUUGGUUUCAUGCCCGGGAGAUCUCCUUCAUUGCCUGUGCAGUCCAAAUGUACUUCAUCCAUGUGUUCUCCAUCAUUGAGUCAGCUGUGUUGCUGGCCAUGGCAUUUGAUCGCGUUGUGGCCAUCCGGGAGCCGCUACGCUAUUCAGCCAUCCUCACUAAUAGUGUAAUCAUUAAGAUUGGACUAGCCAGUGCUGGGAGAGCCCUUAUGCUGGUCUUCCCAGUCCCUUUCCUCUUGAAAAGGUUGCAGUUCCGUAGCAUCAAUACUCUCUCCUACCCCUUUUGUCUGCACCAGGAUCUCAUCAAGCUGACAGUGUCCAGCCGGAGGAUCAGCAGCAUCUAUGGCCUUAUGGUGGUCGUCUCCUCCAUGGGACUAGACUCAGUAUUGCUUCUGCUAUCCUAUAUGCUUAUCCUAGUCACAGUGCUGAGUGUGGCCUCCAAGGCAGAGCGUGUCAAAGCUCUCAACACCUGUAUCUCCCAUAUCUGUGCUGUGCUUACCUUCUACACACCUAUGAUUGGGCUGUCCAUGAUCCGCCGCUAUGGGCAGAAUGCCUCCCCAAUGGUCCAUGUGUUGAUGGCUGAUGUCUACCUGCUUGUCCCACCACUCAUGAACCCUAUUGUAUAUAGCGUCAAGACUAAGCAGAUUCGCCUGCGCAUUAUCAAGAAGUUCAAGAAGCAGAAGGGAUAG